CGUUCGGUUUACAUUGAGAGUCAUUGCUCCACUUCUGUGCGGUAGGAAAAUGAAAUUUCAGCAAUUCCUUUUUGCAUUUUGUAUUUUUAUUAUGAGUCUUCUCCUUAUCAGCGGACACAGACCAGUUAAUUUGACCAUGAGAAGAAAAUUGCGCAAACACAAUUGCCUUCAGAGGAGAUGUAUACCUCUCCAUUCACGAGUACCCUUCCCCUGAGAUCUCUCUAGCUAACUUUACUGAAUCUAUCAGAAGAAGAAGAGGAGUGAAGGAAAGAGACCCAGCCACCCAAAAGAACUUCAUGAUGCCAACAGUGUGAUUGCUUAGAAGUUCCUACACACAAAAAAAGGAUCAUUUGAAAGCACCUAGGAUGGUUUAUUAGCUUCAGAGGAUUUUAUUCUUCUUGGCUUCUCUUUAGAGGGAAAGUAACAUAAAUUCAAAAGGAUUCCAAUCUGAAGCCCAAAUUGUUUGCCUACAUAACAAAAAUAUCUCAUCUUUUCCUGCACAUUAUUAUUCUCUUACUGGUUAAAAAGAAAAAUAGCUUUUAGUGUCUUACAACUCUCUCAUGGUAAAAGGUGCAAUAAUUUAAAAUGUUGCUUUCAUAUUCCUAUAAUUCUCCAAAAGUAUAUGUUUGAGUGAUUUUCUAAAAACUGCUCAACCUGAAAUCAACUGCUUCGCACAAAAGGGAGAAAAUAAUUGGUUCUUUGAUUAUAGAUAAAGACUAAGAAAAGCUAUUAAUUGCUGCCAAUUUUAUGAUAGGCUUUAAGGUUUAUGAAAGUAUGAUUUUUUGAUUUCAUGAGUAAUGUUGUCCAUUUGAAGUUAAAACAUAAAAUCCUAAUUGUAGUUCAUUUUAUGUUCAAAUUAAACCAUUGUUUUUGUUUUUGUUUUUGUUUUGAGACAGAGUCUUGCUCUGUUGCCCAGGCUGGAGUGAAAUGGCAUGCUUUUGACUCACUGCAACCUCCACCUACCAAGUUCAAGUGAUUCUCGUCCCUUAACCUCCUAAUUAUAGGCUGGGAUUAUGUGUGUGCCACCACACCCAGCUAAUUCUUG
Molecule: messenger RNA, 1045 nt
Organism: Mandrillus leucophaeus (drill)
Lineage: Eukaryota; Metazoa; Chordata; Mammalia; Primates; Cercopithecidae
Gene: APELA
Product: apelin receptor early endogenous ligand
Exons: 3
Coding region: 50-214 (54 amino acids)
Biological process (GO): apelin receptor signaling pathway; heart development
Molecular function (GO): apelin receptor binding
Source: RefSeq, a predicted model, not a curated record